GCAAACGUCCAAGACACUAUGACAUUAUCCCCGAUGUAGUAAUCUGGACAGUGGGUCUGCCUUUAUGCUGGUCAGUUGUUACUGCAGACAUAGCCACAGGUGUAACAUGGCAUAGCCCAGAUGCACUAGUGCCAAAUAGUGGCCAGUCGAAACGUUUAUGCUGUCCAUUUGUCAGCCUGACCCGCUGCAUUCCUUACUCAGCCCGUCUUAUAUUUUAUCUUGUAUGCUGGAACAUCUGCAGGACCACUACAUCUCCCAUAUUGUGCGAACAUUGAGGAUGGAUAUCAGAUAUGGUUAUGCCAACAUUGUCUUCACCAACGAACCUCCUGCUGCUCUCUUAUCACAUCUCUGUGAAGCAAUAGCUAUGGAGGGUAACCAAGCGGCGAAGAUAACUGUCUGGAAUGUUGGCAAUGUGGACAAGUUAAAGGAGGAGCUGGAAGAGCAUGGCGUUCCGGAGGGCCGAGUGCGACUUCAUGCAGAGUCAUUCGUGACGGCGGCCGACAUUCGAGAUGAUCUUCUCAUCGAUACGGAGCUUGUGAUUGUGAAUCCUCCCUCGUCGAAAGAGUUGAUCGCCAAUGUUGUCAGAGUAUCGGUGCGUGAUCCAACACAUUCCACAUUCCUGGAAACGAUUGGGAAUUUGCGACAGAACUUCAAGUACAGAGGCAAGACUUACAACUACUUUGACAUCCAGUCCAACACACUGCGAGCAGCCCUUGAAUUGCCCAAGGUGAAGUCUAUCCUGUACGUAACACACUCUAGUGCUAUGAGUGAGAAUCACUGUCUGAUCGAGACGGUGCUGGAGGAGCUGCAUGGAAGCAAACGCGCAUUCAAGCGCUCGGCCCGGGCAUGGAAAACCGAGCAUGCUCAAGACCUACUGAGAAAACGAAUUCCCACACCCGAGAAGAAUCUUAAGAGGAGUGAGAUUGAUGAUAUUGAUGACAUGGAUGUCCUUAGUGGCAAACAGUCUCAGUUGUCCAAGAGCACCGCUGAAAAUCAACAGAGCAUGGCCGAUACAGAACAUGGCGGUACACCGCAUGCCACGGGAGGACACGGUGCUGAUGCCACAGGAGAACAUGUCAUGGCUGCUACAUGCCAGCAAGAUGCAACUGGGCAGCAGAAGGAUAAGGAGAAGGACACGCUUGAAGGAGAAAAGGCACCGGAUACGCAAGAGGUCACCACAGCUGUUGUUGUUGAGCCAGAAACUGAGAAAGGAGCACUACGCACUGCUACCCAGCCGCAAGCAACACGGAGAACAUCCCUGAGUGGAGGAGGAAGACGAAAGACGGUUUCGUUUAGCGGAGUUGAAAAGCAACAACUAACCUCUCAAAAUAGAGGUGCAAGAGCAAGAACUGUCUCGUUGAGUUCAGUGCCCAAACCUAAAUUGCAGCAGAAGCCGUUGAGCAAGCCAACGCAGAAACCACUGCAGAAGCAAGCACAGAAGACGCUGGUGACUCAGAAACCAGCGAAAGGUGCAACACAACAAGGAAACCAAACAAAACCGGCCAAGAAAGUAGCUAGGCCAGUUCGAACAAAGAGUAUUUCAUCUGAGCAACCAGCAGCCAAGACGGUGAAAAAGAAAGUGAAGAAGAAGACAACGCCGACUCUGGAAGAGAAGUUUGCUUACUAUGAUGACUAUGACAAUGGUGGCGAGGCUGAGGGCACCUUUGAAAUGCAGACCAUUGUUGAUCCGUACAGAUUGGAAGAGUUCUGCCAGAAUGAUGGUGAAUCUCGAAUGCAAGUCAUGCAACCGACGGUAUGGGCUGAUGGCUGGGCACUAGGCCAUCUGAAACGUGUGCCACCACCCAAGGAAAAGCCAAGUGCUAUUCUGGAGCGCUACCAGACCAUGGGCAUUCUUAAUUUGGAUGAGGAGCCCGCACCCAAACCGGCAACACCGCCCCGCAAGGCUGCACCCCUGCCCAAGGUAUCCAUUGAAGGUAAAGCUGCACUACGCCGUGCCAUGGCACAUCAUGCCCGCCACACCACUAACACAGGAGGACAGAAGAGCAAGGGCUAUGCUGACAUGCAAGACGUCCCUCAAGCUGAAGUGCAAAGCCAUCACAAAAUGUCAACAGUACAUGGGCCAAUGGAACUUGCCGGUAAUGGCAGUACUACUGUCUACGGUCGCGAGAAGGCGCGUAAUCCCCAACCCACUGUUAGCAAUGUACAACGUCGGAGACACCAGCGUAACCAAGCAGCAGCACCUCCACCACCAGUACCACCAGCACAACCCGAACCAGUAGUUGGAUCGUUGAUGCGACCAGGAGUGUGGAUACCAGAGCUAGCACUGGGAAUAUCUCCUAAGCAGAUGCGGUCUAGUUUCGAUGUGCUUGGUAUGUCCAGUGGCAGCAGCAACAGCACUACAUUGGGAAGUGAUCUGCUCCACAGUAAUGUAUUGACACACCAUUCCCCAAGACAGACUGAAAGACUGCACGAACACACUAGCAACAGGAUAUCAUCAAGAAAUAGACCACCAGACCAUUUGCCACUAAACACGGACAAUGUGCAGGAUGGUGCCGACUCACUUAUUCAAAUGGAUAUCAACCAGGCGCGUGGUGAGCUUCCCAUUAUUGCCGCUCUCAGAUUGAACAGCUCCCAUCCACCCAAUAGUCCCGGUAGUCCAAGGCAACAGCAGCGUAUGUUUCAACAUCCAGCUGCUGCUGGGAAACUGAACAGUAACCUGCUUAGUCCAGGUGGACAGCAGGGCAUGCUGUAUCAUGAAAUACCCCCGACUGCACAGCAACCGUCACAUCUACCACCCAUUGGUCUGGCUUCCAACCUCUCCUCCUCACACUCUGCUGCUGCUGCUGUUGCAUCACCACGAGACAGCCUGGAGAAGAGUUUACUCAGCCCGAGGGUGAAGGGAACACCGCCGUCAACACCCACCUUCCUACCGCCCAUCACUCAUAGUCCACUGGCCAGAAGGAAAGGCGUCAUACAAAACUCUCCUCGAUCAGCUACAUUGUAAAAACUCUCCUCGAUCAGCUACAUUGUGAUGGCACCAGCAACAGUAACAGACUGGGUUCUGGGUUGCAGUGCACUACUGCAACUGAUUGAAAUGAACAAGACCCGAGCACUGACCCAAGCACUGACCCGAGCACUGACCCGAGCACUGACCCGAGCACUGACCCAAGCACUGACGUAAGCACUAAAAGUAAGCAGUUCAAGUCAUUUGAAAUACCUCUUUAGAUUUUUAUGUACACAGCCAUAGUUCAUCUUUGAGCUUCACAUGAUUGUGGAGUUUGCGUGUCUCGAAUAAUGCACACUCCCAGAUCGAGGCGGCGGAAGUGAAAUGCAAGUAUUGGAAGUCAUUCACAGUGUAUUUACUACUAGUAGUGUAACUAUAUGAUACGCUACACUUCAUGCUCACAAGGAAUGAUACGGUAACAUGAUGUGGCUGUGCAUGCACCGAGUUCUCACUGUGACUGGGGUUGCUGCAUGUUACUGCUCGCCAUGCAAUGCAUCUAUCCACCAUGCAAUCUAUUCUAUCCACUGUGCAAUGUAUUCAUUAUACACCAUGCAUGUACGUCUGAUGAGUGUUUUGAACACGAAGCUCGGAGUAAUGGGAAAGUUUUGGUCUCUGUUGUUCUGCCUUGUGUAGUACGCUCUGCCCUUGUUAGGGUAUUGAGCACUAUUUGCAGCAAGGACUCACACUUUGUCUAUACAUCAUGCAAUGACUAUGUAUCUUUACACCUGCAUCUGAAAAAGCUCGAUCAUGCUGUACUUCACCAUGUCUGUUUGACACUGUGCACAUUGCAUACUAUGACCAUUCUGUCCUCGCUGUCCA
Sycon ciliatum is the source of this 3784-nucleotide messenger RNA. RefSeq lists its product as uncharacterized. The transcript is spliced from 7 exons. NCBI's taxonomy places the organism in Eukaryota, Metazoa, Porifera, Calcarea, Leucosolenida, Sycettidae. Bases 158 to 2965 code for a protein of 935 amino acids. The record is from RefSeq and is a predicted model, not a curated record.